AUGGUUUCUGCCCUAAUAAAGACUAUAUCAUCCUACAUUAAAAAGAUUUGCAAAGGAAUGUUUACAAAGAAAUUGGCAAAACCAAUAAAGAAGAAAGAGAGAAGCGAAAUUAAAGAGCCCAAAUUGACCACUGAUUUGCAAGAACACAAUCUAACUCUCUCUACCACACUGAAGACUACAGUUAAAAAGAUUUCCAAAUGCUCUUCGGCACGUAACAUAUCACUUGAAGAGGACGACGGAAAGAACGACUGCUCAUCUCUGUCACCCACUUUUAGCUAUCGUGUAGCUAUAGCAAAUGGACUUCCGAAAAACUCUCUUUUUUUGAAUCAUAAUGAAAGCAUCUUUCCCGAGGUUCUUUCAAUUGAUAGUAGCUACUCUGACACCUUGAGUGAGACAAAACCUGUCAGACGACUGGAUGAACAAAAAUCUCACACUAUGCCAGUAAGACGAAACAGAAAGAGCCUCAUCAGUUUGGCUCCCUCUGAUGGCAGUUCUGAGGGUGAACGAGUGGAACGGUCCAGUCUUCACACACUUAGGCUGGGUGCUCUACGCAAGUUAAGAAAAUGGAAAAAGAGUCAGGAGUGUGUCUCGUCAGACUCCGAGGUGAGCAAUUGGAGGAAAACCCUGGGCAUCCGGAGCAAGUCCUUGGACCGUGCUGGACGGCAGCAAAAGAGUUCGACCCUGGAGCCUGGCUCCUCCUCCACAGGCUGCAUCAGUCAAACCCAGGAUGUCAUGGAGAUGAUAUUUAAAGAGCUUCAAGGAAUCAGUCAGAUAGAGACAGAACUGUCUGAGCUACGUGGUCAUGUAAAUGCUCUUAAAAGCUCCAUUGAUGAGAUCUCCAGCAGUGUAGAGGUAGUUCAGAGUGAGAUUGAGCAGCUUCGCUCAGGAUUUGUACAGUCUAGAAGGGAAACACGAGAUAUUCAUGACUACAUAAAACAAAUUAGUCACCAGGCCAAUAACUCAACCUUACGAUUCAUCAAUGUUCCUGAGGAAAGGUCAGAGAAAACAGAGAUUAUUAUAUACAAAAUAUUGAAAGAGAAAAUGGGUUUCAUUGAUGCCCAUAAAACAAUUAAAAUUGAGCUUGCUCAUAGGUUAGGACAACAAAGAGAAUGUUCAAAUGCAAAACCCCGCCCUAUUAUUGUUAUUUUUGCAACAACCCAAGAUAGGGAUGUAGUGUUGAAAAAAUGCUAUAAACUUAAAGGAACUGGCAUUACAGUUUCUACUGACAGCUUAACUCAUGAUGGAAAAGACAGAAAAGACAAAACAAUGUCUUCCUCACAAACUUAUGAAAGCAUGGAUAUAAAGGUCUCAGGAAAGGAUAAAGUGGUGGAGAGUGACGACUGGGACUCGAUGGACAGUGAUAAAGAAUUAGAUGAAUUAAGCAGAAAUAAAUAUGCAAUGGUGAUUUCAAAGCCUGUUCACAAGAGCAAAUCAGAGAAGAGGAGAUCCCAUGACCAUAGUCGGUCAGGAGAGGAAGCAGGCUACUCAGGCACAGUUCACUAUGCUGAUGACUCUUACUAUGACCCAGACAAGCAUGCAAAGGCAUACUACUCUGUGACCCCUGGUUGGCUUUCCCAGAGUGACUAUUCCACCCCUAAACUGAGCCGUUCAGAGUCUGACUGCUCAAAACUUUGCCAGUCAUACUCAGAGGACUUUUCAGAGAGUCAGUUCUUUACACGGGCUAAUGGCUGCUCCCUUCUGUCCUCCUCAGAUCAGGAACUAUGGCAGAGAAAACAAGAGGACAUGGCUACCUCCUGGUAUGCUAGCCCAAGUCACACACUUAGCCACGAGAAUCAAACCUAUGAACAUAAUGAGGUUGAGACUACAGAAACUAUUGACAGUGGUGUGAGCAAUGGACUUGUCUGCAUGUCUGGAGACAGAAGCCACUACAGUGGCUCACAGGUCUCUCUGCAAGGUGACCUUUCACCAUGGAAAGACUGGCAUCAUCUGGAGCAGGGUGCCGACUCUGGUCUGGAAGCCUCCAUCGAGGUUAACAGUCCCUUUGACCCAUCAACCAUUCCUGGUUUUCCAGAAAACAUCACUAAAUGUCAGGAGGUGGAUUUACAAUUUGAGGGAGAUGAGGAAUUCAUGAUGCUUGACAGAGAAUCUUGCCUACCACCUAUUACCACCCACAUUAUCCCUCCCAUCGCAGAAAGGGAGUCUGUCAUCAAGACACCUGCCCGGCAGUCUAAAGAGGGAUGCAAGAUGACAACAAAAGAAAGCAUGAAAGCAUCUUCUAAAGAUUCCCCUAAAGCGGCCACUAAAGUGACACAAAAACAAACUAAAUUAACUCAUAAAGAAGAAACCACCAAAAUAUUACCAAAGGAAAGUCCGAAGGUAUCUGCUAAGGUUUUACCUAAAGUGACUUCUAAAGCUGCUUCUAAAGAAUUUCCUAAAGAGAUUCAGACAACAGUUAAAGAAUCAUCACAAGCCCUCCCGAAAGACAGUAAACCACCUAAAGUUGCCCCCAAACCCACUGUUAAAGAGGUAUCUAAAGUGACAUCCAAGGUAACUUCUCCUGAGGCUUCUAAAGUCACCCCUAAUGUUACACAAAAAAUUAGCCCGACAAUGACUCCAAAAGCAAGUCCUAAAGAGUCACCUAAAGAGAGCCCGAAAAUAACCCCAAUUGAGAGCCCGAUCUCAACCCCUAAAGAGUCCCCUAAAGAAUCUCCUAAAGAGUCCCCCAAAGUCAUUGCUAAAGAACCCCCACAAGUUCCAUCUAAAGAAGCUCUGAAAGUAACUGCAAAAGAGGUUACCAAAGAAACGUCAAAACCACCCUCAAAAGAGGUCGCAAAGGAGAUGCCAAAAGUAGCACCUCAGGAGAUUGGUAAAGUACCCACUAAAGAAGUUUCUAAGAUUCCACCUAAAGAAACCCAAAAGGUACCCUCUAAGGAAAAUUCUGUAGUGGAACAAAAAGAGACCCCAAAGGUUGCCCCAACAGAUGCCCCUAAAGUAGCACCUAAAGUAACUUCUAAUGAUGCCCCUAAGGAACGCCCCAAAACCAUUCCUAAAGAGAAGUUCCCUGAACUGGAUGUCAAUCAUAGCUUUCACCAAACUCAGAAUAAGACUUCAACUAUGUAUCGCAGUCAGAGUGAGAUUCGAACAGAGAAGGUUGAGGAGGUUCCCAAGUCUUGGAGCAGUAGGCUCAGCAUAGAUCUCAGUGAGAAGUCCUUUGGUUUUGGGUUUGGCUCUACACUUCAGAGGGCAAAGUCAGCUCUUGAGGUAGUUUGGAAGUCUGGCACUCCAGGUACCCCUGCUCCUCCUGAAGAGCCCACCAACUCUUCCACAUUUAUGGGACGUUUCCGCACCAUGUCAACCUCCGCUGCAAGUGAGUCUAGUACUGCAAUAGACUCUGAUGUCGGCACCGAGCCUGUCUUCCACAAGGCAGAUGAAGAAAAAAAAGCUGCAGAGACAGAAUCUCGGGAACAAUCAGUGGAUAAUGAAACCCACUAUGUUGAAGUGAUGGAGCAGGUACUUGCCAACUUGGAGAACCGAACUAAUGCUAGUGAGACAGAGGAAACUGAGGAAACAGAGGAGACAGAUGAGGCUGCACAGGAUUGUGAGACUUCUCAGGACUAUGAUGUGUCAGAUGAUAUUGAGGCCUCUCAAGACAAUAAUGCCUCUCAGGAUUUUGAGGCCCCCCAAGAAUUUGAAGCCACAGGUGACUUUGAGGCAGCUAAAGAGGCACAAGUUCUUGAGUAUGAUUGCAGUUUGGAUGAGCAGUAUGAUGAAGAAUACAGUGAGGAUUAUGAAACCCAACUUACUGAGGACACUGCUGAAUAUGAUGCAAUGGUGGAGUAUGUAGAUGUAGAAGAACCGGAUGAGACUGAGGACAAUGAUGUGACAGAGGAAAUGGAUGAUGUUGAUGAGGAGUUAGAGGAGGUUGAAGAGAUAGCAGAGGAGGCUGCUGAUGUUUUGGAAAAAGUGGACCAACAGCAAGAGGAUGAAAACAAAAAUGUUGCAGAGGAGAAACCCACAGAGGCCCCACCCAAGAAACGUGUUAGACCCACAUUCAAGGAGGCAGCACUGAGGGCCUACAGGAAACAGAUGGCUGAACUGGAACAGCAGAUCCUGGCAGGGGACAGCAGUGCUUUGGAUACACAGCCUCGCAGUAUUUUGGAUCCCAAACUGCUCGGCUUGCAGUCUGGAGGGGCUGGCAGUAUUCUUUAUGGUAUUGACAGUAUGCCAGAUUUACGCCGCAAGAGGACAGUGCCUCUUGUCCGGGACCUGGCUUUGACCCUCACUGCUCGAAAGGCAGGCCUCUCGUUCGCUCUGGUGAACCGGUCCACCCUGAAUAAUGAGGACCUGAAACUGCACGUCUUCAAGAAGACUCUGCAGGCCUUGAUCUACCCGAUUUCAUCCACAACACCCCAUAACUUUGAGGUGUGGACGGCGACUGCUCCCACUUACUGCCAUGAGUGCGAGGGGCUGCUGUGGGGCAUCGCCCGUCAGGGCAUGCGCUGCUCCGAGUGCGGUGUCAAAUGCCACGAGAAGUGCCAGGACCUGCUCAAUGCAGAUUGUUUACAAAGGGCAGUAGAGAAGAGCUCCAAGCAUGGGGCAGAGGACAAGACUCAAAAUAUCAUCAUGGCUAUGAAAGAGCGCAUGAAGAUAAGGGAGAAAAACUGUCCUGAAGUGUUUGAGGUGAUCCAGGAGAUGUUCCAAGUCUCCAAAGAAGAAUUCAACACCCAUCUGAAGACAGCCAAGCAGGCUGUGCUGGAUGGGACCUCCAAGUGGUCUGCCAAAAUCAGCAUCACAGUCAUGAGUGCACAAGGAUUACAGGCCAAGGAUAAAACUGGCUCCAGCGACCCUUACGUCACCGUCCAGGUGGGCAAGACCAAGCGCAGGACAAAGACCAUCUUCGGCAACCUCAACCCCAUCUGGGAUGAGAAGUUUUUCUUUGAAUGUCACAAUGCCACUGACCGCAUCAAGGUGCGUGUGUGGGACGAAGAUGAUGACAUCAAGUCACGGGUGAAGCAGCAUUUCAAGCGUGAAUCAGAUGAUUUCCUGGGCCAGACCAUCAUCGAGGUUCGCACUCUAAGUGGAGAGAUGGAUGUUUGGUACAAUCUAGAUAAAAGGACGGACAAGUCUGCGGUAUCUGGUGCCAUCAGGCUCAAGAUCAGUGUGGAGAUGAAAGGAGAGGAGAACGUUGUUCCUCCUCAUGGCCAGUACACCUGUUUACAUGAGGUUUUCAAAGACAAAUCUUUCCACUACCUGACCGAGGUGAAGAACAGCGGUGUGGUGAAGAUCCCGAAGGUGAAAGGGGACGAAGCAUGGAAAGUCUAUUUUGACGACGUUUCUCAAGAGAUAGUGGACGAGUUCGCCAUGAGAUACGGAGUGGAGUCCAUCUAUCAGGCUAUGACGCACUUUUCCUGUCUGUCUGCCAAAUACAUGUGUCCUGGUGUGCCAGCAGUGAUGAGCAACCUGCUUGCUAAUAUCAACGCUUACUUCGCCCACACCACCACCACCACCACAACCACUGCCUCCGCAUCUGACCGAUUUGCUGCCUCUAACUUUGGGAGGGAGAAAUUUGUCAAAUUACUGGACCAGCUGCAUAACUCACUGAGGAUCGACCUUUCUAAAUAUCGGGAUAAUUUCCCUGCAGGAAACCCAGAGCGCCUCCAAGAUCUCAAGUCCACGGUUGAUUUGUUGACCAGCAUCACCUUCUUCAGGAUGAAGGUUCAAGAGCUCCAGAGUCCACCGAGAGCCAGUAUGGUGGUGAAGGACUGUGUUAAAGCGUGUCUGGACUCUACGUACAAAUACAUUUUUGAUAACUGUCAUGAACUAUACAACCAGCUCCUCGACCAGAGUCGAAAGCUGGACAUUUCACGGGAAGAGCAGGGUCCGUCGAUAAAGAACCUGGACUUCUGGCCAAAACUCAUCACUCUCAUGGUGUCUGUAAUCGAUGAGGACCGGACUGCUUACACCCCAGUCAUUAACCAGUUUCCACAGGAACUGAAUGCGGGCCAGAUCAGUGCCGAGAUCACGUGGAACCUUUUUGCCCUGGAUAUGAAGUAUGCAAUGGAAGAGCAUGACAAGCAACGCCUAUGCAAGAGCACUGAAUACAUGAAUCUUCACUUCAAAGUCAAAUGGUUCCAUAAUGAAUAUGUCCGUGACCUGCCCGCCUUCAAGGGUGUUCCACCAGAAUAUUCACUGUGGUUCGAGCCCUUUGUCAUUCAGUGGCUUGAUGAGAACGAGGACGUUGCAAUGGAUUUCCUCAAUGGAGCACUGGAAAGGGAUAAAAAGGACGGAUUCCAGCAAACCUCAGAGCACGCUCUGUUUUCCUGUUCAGUGGUGGAUGUCUUCACUCAACUAAACCAGAGUUUUGAGAUAAUCAAGAAGCUGGAGUGUCCCAACCCACAGGCUCUGGCUCACUUCAUGUGCCGCUUUGCGAAGACUAUCAACAAAGUUCUUCUGCAGUAUGCUGCAAUCAUAUCGAAGGACUUCCCUUUGCAUCUGAGUAAGGAGAAAUGUGUGGGUUUUCUAUUAUGUGGGUUUAUUCUCAAGCUAAACAACUGUAAUAACACAGUCUCAAUAACCGUAAACGAUCCAUGCAUCAUCCUAAACAACAUCCAGCAGCUCCGAGUCCAACUGGAGAAGAUGUUCGAGUCCAUGGGCGGCAAACAGGAGGAGGGGGUUGUGUCCUUCUGUAAGCUGGAUGCAGAGGCCAGUGAACUGCUAAAAGAGCUGCAGAAUAAACUCAACACCGUGCUGGAUGAACUCAGUGGAGUGUUUGGCUCCAGUUUCAAACCUGUGAUCGAGGACUGUGUGAAGCAGAUGAACCAGGAGCUGGUUCAGAUGAAAGGCCCGGCCAAAGGAAGCAACGCUGCCAUGGACGCUGAGUCCGUCCUCCGGCCUCUUAUGGACCUUCUGGAUAAAAAUUUGAUGUUAUUUGCCAAGAUUUGUGAGAAGACUGUGCUGAAACGAGUCCUCAAAGAGCUUUGGAAAAUUGUGCUGAAUACCAUCGAGAGAACAAUUGUUCUGCCUCCACUGAAUGACCAGAGUCAAGGAGCUCAGAUGAUAUUUAAUGCUGCCAAGGACUUGGGACAGCUGUCAAAACUCAAGGAACAUGUCAUUCGAGAGGAAGCCAGAAGUCUGACUCCACGACAAUGUGCAGCCAUGGACCUCGUGCUUCCCACCAUCAAGCAAUACUUCCAUGCUGGAGGAAAUGGGCUGAAGAAAACCUUCCUGGAAAAAAGCCCUGACAUGAAGUCCCUCAAAUAUGCUCUCAGCCUUUACACUCAACCUACAGAUGCCUUGAUCAAGAAAUAUAUAUGCACCCAAACCUCUCAAGGUCAGUCAUCCAACGGGUCGGUGGGGGAGGUGUCAAUGCAAGUGAAUCUCAUCUCUCACCCUGGUACCGGAGAGCACAAAGUCAGCGCGAAGGUGGUCGCAGUCAACAACCUCAUCUGGCAAACCAAUGCCAUGUUCCGGCCGUUUGUAGAGGUCAACGCCGUGGGACCCCAUCUGGCUGACAAGAAACGCAAAUUCAGCACUAAGACCAAGAACAACAACUGGUCCCCAAAGUACAAUGAAACAUUCCAAUAUGUUCUCAGUAACGAACAUGGCCCUGAGUACUACGAGCUGCACGUCUCGGUUAAGGACUACUGCUUCGCCAGGGAGGACCGCGUCAUCGGCAUGACAGUCAUCCAGCUCCGAGAGCUGGCAGACACAGGCAGCUGCUCGGCCUGCUACCCCCUGAUGAAGAGCAUCUCUAUGGACGAAACUGGCCUCACCAUCAUGAGGAUACUUUCUCAAAGGACCAAUGAUGAGGUGGCCAAAGAGUUUGUGCGUCUCAAGACGGACACACGAUCGACCGAGGAAGUGUCGUAAUAUGAAGCAAACAUGCAGUAUUAAAAGAGUUGUGUUGUCUUAAGUGAGAUAAAAAAAAGAGCAGUAGCAACAGUUGUUCUUACUGGAUAGAAGAUAAGAGAAAGAGAUUGUCCAAAGAGAAGUGGAGGAGGCCUACAUGUGGCAAAGCAGCGAGACAGAGAGAGAGAGAGUUGUGUUUGUUUGUUUGUUUUUGUGCAUGUGCGUAAAACAUCUGUUGGAAUGUUCAUUUUAAAACUACAGUAUGUACAAGUGUUUACUUACCGUAUGCUUACUAUUAAGUACUAUAUUCUACAGGUUAUGUUAAGGGGACAUGAAAUACCUUUUGUACAACAUUUAGUCUUUUUGAACAGAGAUUUGUUCCAAUAAAGUGCCAAACCAGUGAAAAAAAAGAACAAAACCAACGUAUAUGAAUUAUGGUGAACUUAGUAUGUUUGAAAUUUGCUCGAUUAUUUUGUCCGGUGUAAGUCAUUUUCUGACCGUGUGGCGUUUUGAUUGUUGCAAAGUCUUUCAUUUUGCACCCUCGUUUUUUGGCUUCACGUUCUUCCACACAGCACUGUUGUGCAUGUCCUCUUCUCGGUCAUGUCUCUCCCAUGAUUCCAAGGUGACCACCGAGCAGGGCCCUGUCCCCUUGCCUUCAAACUGUUUGUAUUUUAAGUCAACCUGAAAAAAAAGACCAUGUUUUUUUAAAUGGCGAUGACUGCUAUGUAAACCUUCAUAGGUGUUUGUAAUUUUAUAACCAUGACAACAAUGACGACAGCCUCCAGUGCUAACAGUCUAAGCAGAAAGGAUGGAAAUGUUUCUUUUCUUCGGCUUUUUUUUUUUUUCCUUCUUUUGGGCCAUCAGCUUCCAGCCUUUCUGAAUGACCACUGUGAACAUGAGCUCUGGAAGGCAAGCUUACAUGACAUUGCUUACAGUUUGAUAUUAUUGUUUCAUAUUUUCCGAUAACUUUGUUCCUGAUAAACUGCCAAAGUUAUAUAAAAUAUUUGUACAAAAGCAAUCCAUUACAUGUAUGAAGCUAUAUAUGUACAUGUGAUCAAUUACUUUUUCAAUGCUAAAUAUUUGAUUAUCGAUAGGGUGGUACUAAGACUUUAUUUUUUUUAUUUCCUGUGAAGAUGUUAAACAAUAUGAAAGUUGCACAUGUUUCUUUACACAUCAUUUAAAUCAGCUCAUUGGAAUUAUUUUUCUUCAUAAAGGAAAGAGUCUAACAUUUGGUAAAUAUGCAACAUUCCUAUGUAUUGCACUGAUGGCGAAUUGUAUGUCAUGUAAAUAUAUUUAGUGAGAUAUUGUACAAAAGUCUACUUUUCUUCAAUGUGCAUAAAGUAUGUGCAAAUGUGUUAAAA
Molecule: messenger RNA, 9170 nt
Organism: Labrus bergylta (ballan wrasse)
Lineage: Eukaryota; Metazoa; Chordata; Actinopteri; Labriformes; Labridae
Source: RefSeq, a predicted model, not a curated record